Messenger RNA from Ilex paraguariensis (yerba mate), 1305 nucleotides. The record is from the annotation of a GenBank genome assembly. NCBI's taxonomy places the organism in Eukaryota, Viridiplantae, Streptophyta, Magnoliopsida, Aquifoliales, Aquifoliaceae.
CCCCAAUCCUUUGUCUAUAAAUACAUACAAAUUAUAUAUACUACAUUCGCAUAUCAGCACUUCACAUUCUCUCUUCCCCCGGCUCGGGCACAUUGCCACAUCCCAUUACUUUCCCAGGGUUGCUUGCUGGAUCAAAUUUCUCCUUAUUGGGACCUGCAUGGUCUUGUUGGCAAUCAGUCUGGUUCGACUGAUUGCCAAAACAGCUUACGAGUCCCCAGAGAGAGUUGAACAUGAGUAGAGCCCUAGAGGGGGCACAUGGACUGCAUCUGGUGCCUCAUUCACCGUUUGAAUUGGAAGAGAUAAAUCAAGAUGGGGUGUUAUACCAGUCAACUUGUGAAAGUAUGGCUGUUGGAGCUAAUCGGAGGUUAACAGUGCAGAGAGUUUGGCAGAAAAGACCUGGGUGUCUGAGGCCCAUCCAGUGUUGUGUAAAUGGCGACAAGAAUGUUGCAGAAACAGUUGCUAAUGUGCUUACUUCACUUCCAUUUAUUGCUCUUGGAAUGCAGGCUCCAAGGAAGAAUCUGAAUUGUAAGAUGUAUGCUAAUUCGUUGAUUGGAGUUGGAGUUACCUCAAGUUUGUACCAUGCCUCAAGAGGAAAACUAAGGAAGUAUUUGAGGUGGGCUGACUAUGCAAUGAUAGCAACAGCAACAGUGUGUCUGUCAAGGGCACUCAGGAAUGAGAAUCCAAAGUUGCUGAUGGCAGCAUCAGCUUUGGUUCUACCCAUCAAGCCUCUGAUGGUCACGGCUGUUCACACUGGGAUGAUGGAGGUUGCAUUUGCGAAAAGAGCAUUUCAAGAUCCAGACCUGAGGAUGACCCACAAUGUGCAUAAGAUGUCAUCACUCUUAGGAGGUGCACUUUUCAUAGCAGAUGAUUUCUUCCGUGAAACUCCAUUCCUUCAUGCUGGCUGGCAUGUUGCUGCUGCUGUUGGAGUUAGUACCUGUAACAAGCUUCUCGAUUAAUGUAGAUAUUCUAUUAUCCAAUUUGCCGAAAAUGCCUGGAUCUCUUAUGCAGAAACCAACACCACAUCAAGCUUCAACCUGUGACAAUAUAUAUAAAGAAGAAAAAGAGGGAUGUGCUAUCUCGGGUCAGCUUAUUCAAAUUCAAAUGUUGACCCAUAUUGGGUUACUCAAAACUCUAUCUAAGUAAAGUAUGUUUUGAGUGAGGUGGUUCAGAAAUGGAAAAUUAGCACAAGUUAGAUUGAACUGUAUGUAUACCAUAAACCAAUGGCAAUGUCCGUUGCCUUGUAUCCUGGAUAAGCAAUGAUGAGGAAAACUGGAGUUCAUCCAAGUGUUUGAGAUUCUUUUUAAA